CGGCCCGCGGCGGCGAUGGCGGCGCAGGCGGAGCUCGAGGCGGCCGUCGCCGCGCUCCGGGGCAAGAGGCGGCGCCACCGGGAGGCCUUCGACCGCCUCGCCGCCUGCUCCCCGGUCCCCGUCCCCUUCCGCUGGGAGGACCUCGACGCGCACCUCGCGUCCGUGGCCGCCCACUUCGGCCGUUUCGAGCUCGGCUCCCCACACGCCGCCGACGCCGACGCCGCAGCCGUAUCCGCAGCCGGCGCGGGCCCGGCCACUACUGGUAACCUCGUCGAGCAGCUGGAGGAAGAACAGCGCGAGGAGCGGGACCGGGAACGCCGCGGCGAGCGCGGCGCGUGGGAGGAGGGGCAAGGUAGCAAUGCCGAGGAAGGGGAGGAGGGCGGGAGCGCGCCCUUGGACCAGGAACGAGUGGAGGAGGAGGACGGGGAGGUCCGGGAGGCAUCCGUUGUGCUUCCCGGCCGAGAAGGUGACGAGGCGGCGAGCGAGCGGGUGGAGGCGGUGCCAAUCGUUCCGCCUCGAGAGCAAGACGACGGCGAGGAGGAGGAUGAUUCCACUGGGGCGACCAGGGGGUCUCCCCUGCUAGACAACGACGAUACUACCGAGAUGAUGGAGGAAGCGGAGGCGGCGAACGCGAGCGCGGACCGAGACGGCGGAGAGGACGAGCCGGAGGGGGAGCUGCCGCGCCCGCGCGCUACCGCCGUCGGCGGCGAAGAGACGGCUCUGGCGAGAGCCAUCGCGGCGGACCCCUCCACGCUGGCGGGCCUGCUGCGCCUCGGCAGCAGGAGCUCCCUCCGCGCGCGGCGCGAGUUCCUCCCGGCGCUGCUCGGCGCCGCGGACCCGCACGCCAUCCUCGUCCGCGCCGUCGGGGGAUUCCUGGCCUCGGCGGCGCGCAAGACGGAAAGGUUCUGGGGAAACUGCGUCGCGCUGAUCGAAUGCGUGCCCCGCCUCGCCGCGCCGUCGGCGGGCGCGCUGGAGCAGGCCGAGCGGGUGGCGAGGGACUGGAAGGAGAUGGUGGUCGGGAAGCCUUGGAGUGGCGGGGACACGAGCCGGAUGGCCGGAUGGGGCCUUCUCUCCUUCCUUGCUUCCUACAACAUUGUCCUGGAGUUCGAUGCUGAUGAGAUCGCCCGUCUCUUUGGCAAUCUCGCGCCCGAGAUGAAGGACGACUGCGUCGAGCUCUGCAAGCGCCUUGGCCUGAUCGAGAAGAUGACCGAUUCAAUCAAUCAUUUCAUCGAAAAUGGGCAGCCACUUGAUGCUAUCAGAUUGGCACGCACAUUCAAUUUGACACACAGAUAUCCUCCACUUACCAUCAUGAGUGAUUAUGUUGAGAAUGCCAAGAAGACUGCUGAAGACAUACUAAGCAAAGAAAGCUAUACACUGGACUCUCUGAAUCAAGUGAUUGCAAAAAAGGUCAAUGCUCUAUUAUUUUCUUGGAGUGCGAUUGAUGGCUGCAAUAUCGAUCCUGCCCAUCGUAACAGCAUCAAGGCAGAAAUUAACCACUUGUUACACAAGUAUGCAAACAAGCAGCAAAGUCUAGAAGGUGUUGCAGCCUUCAUUUCAAGUACACGUCAGGAGCACGAUUUUCAAGAGCAGUAUCACGAGCUACAAAUGCCACUGGAGGAGCAGCAGCAGCAAAGGCCACAAGAGCUGCAGCAAAGGCCAGAAGAAGAGGAGCAACAGCACCCUCAAAAUCAACAAGAACAAGGGUGGGUGUGUCAAAACCGAAAAGGCAGAAAGCAAGGUAAUAAGAAUCUCAAGAGAAAGCAGCGUAGGCAGAAACAGCAGGAACUGAAUAAACGCCUGAGGCUAUCUUCAUAUGUCAGGCCAGGAAUUCACAAUCAGUGCGGCCAAUCAUUUUCAGGAAUUCGAGGAGCGCCAUUCACGGCCCGUACCAGACCUCCAUAUUUUGGUCAUCGUUUUCAGCCUCGACGUAGAGAGUAGUAGUUGGCAAAGUGAUUGUUUGCCUAAACUGAUCGUCGAAAACAGAAGAGAAAGUUGUUCAGUGCUGACUGGUUUUGCUUAGCUUUUCAUACUGGAUCUGUACUGAUUAAAAGAUUAUGACUAGUGUAUAUGCUAUGUGCAGUUAUCUUGACAAGUUGACAUUACUGGAGCCUGAAUCACGACCCGUGACUUAGUAUGUUAUCAAGUUGUUACUGAAAUAUGAUUCUCUGAA
Panicum virgatum (switchgrass) is the source of this 2170-nucleotide messenger RNA. RefSeq lists its product as uncharacterized. Bases 16 to 1938 code for a protein of 640 amino acids. The record is from RefSeq and is a predicted model, not a curated record. The transcript has 3 exons. NCBI's taxonomy places the organism in Eukaryota, Viridiplantae, Streptophyta, Magnoliopsida, Poales, Poaceae.